AGGCGGCAGCUCGUCGACGGGCAUGUACACGGUGCGCCUCGCCAAGGCGCGCGGGUGGCGUGUGCUGGCGACGUGCUCGGGGCGCAAUGUUGACUUUGUGCGGGGACAGCUGGGCGCGGACGAGGUUGUCGACUACACGGCCAGCGGCGCGGCAUCUUCGCUACCAAGGGAGAUCCUGCGCAGGCUGGAGGGGCGUGGAGACGGCGGCGGGGUGGUGAUUGUCGACUGUGUGGGCGGGACGGAGUGUCUGGACGAUCCAGACCUGGGCGGCAAGAUUAAGAGGUAUGUGACGAUCGUGGGGGACAAGACGGAUCGGUCGAGCUUUGGCGGGCCGGCUAUCUACUGGAACUAUCCUAGCAUGUUAAAGAGGUGGCUCUGGGGUCGGGUUGGGUUAGGGGUAAGUUAUGACUGUGUGAUUCUCGAGGCCCGUAAGGAUUGGCUCGAGGAGGUGGGCCAGACGUUGGGCGAGAAGGAUAUAGUCGUUGACUCGACGUUUGGCUUCGAUGAGCUGCCGCAGGCACUUGAGAAGAUGGUUGGGGGGCGUGUUAGGGGGAAGUUGGUCGGCGUUCUGGGCUGAAGUCUUUUGUUGCUGUCGUAUAAUUUAUCUUCGACAUUGCGCACCUCUCUGAAUUAGAAGGGAUAGCUAGCAUUGACUUUGCACAUUAUGUUGGUGUAGUGAUCCUCGAUAGAAUUAAUUCAUUUUAC
Molecule: messenger RNA, 705 nt
Organism: Cryphonectria parasitica EP155
Lineage: Eukaryota; Fungi; Ascomycota; Sordariomycetes; Diaporthales; Cryphonectriaceae
Exons: 1
Coding region: 23-577 (184 amino acids)
Cellular component (GO): mitochondrion
Source: RefSeq, a predicted model, not a curated record